AUGUCUGAAAUUCAGAAGUGGACAAUCAAUGAGCCUUAUAUCGACAUAGCCGGAACACUACUGGAAGGUCCUUACCACGAUGUAGCCAACAACGAGUUUCGCUUUGUUGAUAUUUGGGAUCAUAAACUUUAUCGUCUCAAUCUGGCGAAAGGUCCAGACUCUCUCAAGACAAUUGAUACAACUGCGGCUAUUGGUGUCACCGCCAACAUUGCCAAUGCGGUUGAGGCCGAGAAGGAUCAACUGAUAGUCGGGGCCAAGCUGGGAUUUGCCCGGCUGAACCAAACCAAUGGAAACAUCUCCUAUAUACGUGAAGCAUGGGGCGACGAAGAUGGACCGGGGAAAGCUGAGAGGAUGCGAUUCAACGACGGCGCCGUCGAUAGUCACGGCCGAUUCUGGGCGGGGGCCAUGAAUGACCCCAAGAUCAAGGCUCCCGGUCCGGAAGGUAUCCUCUUCAGACUAGACCCAGAUCUAAGCCUGCACCGUGUGUUGGCACCAGUGACGAUUCCCAACGGCAUUGGCUGGAAUCUUUCGGACGAUACGAUGUACCUAACAGACUCGCCAACAGGGAAGAUCUUUGCGUUUGAUUUCGAUGCCGCGGCGGGCGCGAUUAGCAACCGACGCGUACACUAUGAUCUUGGUGAGCCACUGGAACCGGAUGGAUUCGCAAUAGAUGUUGAGGGUUGUAUCUGGAGUGCUAUUUACGGCGGCGGGAAGGUUAUCCGGAUCUCGCCUGCCGGAAAGCUCAUCGGGCAGAUUGACCUUCCCACGCGGAAUCCGACUUGUCCCACCUUUGUGGGGACGGAGCUGUUCAUCACUUCUGCGAAGGAUACUCGUGAUGAUGAACGAUUCCCGCAGUCGAUGCGGUAUGGGGGCCGAGUUUUCCGAAUUGAUGUUGGCAUCCGGGGGAAGCCUAAGAAUGAGUUCCGCUUUGCGAACUAA
Penicillium malachiteum is the source of this 939-nucleotide messenger RNA. RefSeq names its product SMP-30/gluconolactonase/LRE family protein. The transcript is spliced from 4 exons. Gene Ontology annotation, molecular function: gluconolactonase activity; calcium ion binding. Bases 1 to 939 code for a protein of 312 amino acids. Lineage: Eukaryota; Fungi; Ascomycota; Eurotiomycetes; Eurotiales; Aspergillaceae. The record is from RefSeq and is a predicted model, not a curated record. Gene Ontology annotation, biological process: L-ascorbic acid biosynthetic process.